Messenger RNA from Ogataea philodendri, 1605 nucleotides. RefSeq lists its product as uncharacterized. Lineage: Eukaryota; Fungi; Ascomycota; Pichiomycetes; Pichiales; Pichiaceae. Gene Ontology annotation, cellular component: fungal-type vacuole. Gene Ontology annotation, molecular function: transmembrane transporter activity. The record is from RefSeq and is a predicted model, not a curated record. Gene Ontology annotation, biological process: transmembrane transport. Bases 1 to 1605 code for a protein of 534 amino acids. The transcript has a single exon.
AUGGUGAGUCGACAGCGAGUACAGAAGUUCGGCCCUUCGCACUAUCGCUAUGACAAAAAUACGCCGCUCGAAGACAUUCCUGACCUCAAGUCCAAGUACGGUGUAAUUCUUCUACCACAACCGUCUAACUCAGUUAACGACCCGUUCAAUUGGCCUCAGUGGAGGAAAGGCAUCCAUUUCUUUUUGUUGAUCCUUAUCACUGCAUUCACAUCGGCCAUAGCCAACGAUGCCUCGGCACCGCAAGGAUCCAUCAACACUCUCACCGGUAUAAGUUACGAUGCGCUUAACAACUCUGCCGGGCUAUUGUUUGUGUCGAUCGCGCUGUCAACAUGGUUGUAUGCACCUCUGGCAUCCCUGUGUGGCCGCAAAGUGACAUAUUUGUUGGGACUGCUAUUUGCGCUUGCCGGCUCAAUCUGGUAUGCCAAAAUACAGCACACAGGCGACGCAUUUGGAUCGCAGAUCCUUGUUGGGUUUGCCGAGGGAGCAACCGAGGCCCAGGUCCAGCUCAGUUUGAGCAGCAUUUUCUUUAGACACCAAUUGGGUGCCGUGGUGACAAUCUACAUCCUGGCCACUGCUUUUGGAACAUACUUGGGUCCACUUGCUGCCAACUUGAUUGCCAGAGACUCCGACUUCCGCUGGGUCGGAUGGUCGGGAGCCAUCACAAGUGGCAUCCUGCUGUUGAUUAUCACGUUUGUGCUCGAGGAAGACUACUUCGAUUACACUAGAUUCGCAUACCACUCUCAAAACCUCACUCUUAACCAAAGUUUGCAAACUUUGGGAAUCACCAGCAACGACAUGGACGACGAUUUCGGCUACCACGACACACAGCUUUCAAUCCCACAACGCAGGAUGUUUUUUCCAGCGCUUAAGAACUACUCCGUUCUGGGGUUUCUCAAAAAAUACGUCCAGUUGCUUAUCUCCAACAUCAACUGUCUGUGGUUUCCACCGGUUUUAUUUGCUGGACUCAUUUGGGGCUUCCAAGAUGCCAUUUUGACGUUCUACCUUACAACCCAGGACACAGCAUUAUACUCAGACCCGUUCAAUUACUCAGACACCAGAGUUGCACUGAUGAACGUGCCGUGUCUGAUCGGCUCGUUUAUCGGUUGCAUCUACGCCGGAUCCUUGACCGAUUACUUCGUUCUCUGGGUGGCCAGAAAAAACAACGGUAUCGUGGAGUCUGAGUUCCGGCUCUUUUUCGCGUUCUUGUCGGGGAUCAUCGGCUCUGUCGGACUGCUGAUGUUUGGUUUCGGCGUGGCAAGAGAUCUGGACUGGCGCAUCAUCUACGUUGGACUUGGAAUGAUCUCGUAUCUGUACUCGUCUGCCGGCAACCUGGCCAUGCUGUACGUGAUAGGAACUUACGACCAACUAAUUCUUGAGACUCUGGUGGCCGUCGAGGUCAUCAACAACCUCAUUGGAUGCAUCUUCACCUUUGCCUGCUCGCCGUGGCUUGAUCGGUCAGGAACAGAAAACACAUACAUUGCUCUGGCGGUGCUGAACAUAUUUUUCAUGUUCCUGAGUCUGCCGCUGCUCAAAUGGGGCAAGUCCUGGCGUCUAGCUACCAAAAAAUCGUACGUCAAAAUGGUGGACGCCAGAUCAAAACACUAG